CCCUAAUAAUUUUUUAUUUUUAUUAUUUUACCAUCGAAUCGUAAUAUUCUAUUCGUCUACUCAUUCAUCUUUCAUUUCGGCUGCGCAUUCUCGUAAUUUCAGUUUGAUCAAUAAAUGGUUUUGUAGAAGUAAAUGCAGAGAAAGAAACUCUGGUGAAGAAAGCAAGUCACCCUUGUUCCCUACAAUGGUCAAUGCCUCAAUGGACACGCAAAAAUAACACAAAUCAUCUAGUUCUUCAUCUUCUGAAACUAACAUUCAAUUGUGCUGGAUUGUUGUAUGUGCUUUAGAUUCACGUUUUUGUGUACUUAAUUUUCUACUUUACGUUUAUUUUUGUAGGACAAUAGUCAAUAAAUAAUGCACUCUUGUGUUGAAUACUUUGCGUAUUCGCUACAUAACCAAAAGGUGAUUAGCAAAGUAGAUCGAAAAAUCCGGUUUCACGUUUCCCAUCAUCGCCUGUCCCGUCGUUUUUCCUGAUCAGAGACGACACGCAAUGCUUGGCUUCUACGCUACACACUCUUUCUACCAGUCUUUCCGGACCAAAAGAAAAACACACCAUUAUGUGUUCAACACAAAUUUAUAUUUGUCCCUCAAAAGUGUAUAGCGAGCGCAACAAUUCAAAUCUAUUAGAUGGCAAUCUCCGGUAACGCCGUGGCAUUUCUCCGGCGACAGCUCCUCCCAACUACGCUAAUCCACGUCACGGCUCUUGACGGCAUCGUGAACGUCAAUUCCCUCUUCUCGCUCGCUCUUUUCCUCGGCCUCACCACAAGCGGAAACAUCACCUUCCCGGUUUCCUCCUCCGCCGCCGCCGGAAACCAACAUCUUCGCCGAUGUGUUGCCGCAAAAGGCCCAGUAUUAGCGGAAAGGCUAGUCUCAAGCCACGUUUACUCUUUCAGCUUCUUUCUCUUCUCCAGCCUCAUCGCUAUGUCUCUCAAGCAAGCGAUCCGGACAACGACCAACGGGAGCAUCGUUGAGGAGGAGGCGCGGGUGCUAAACGCGGGAAUGGGGCGCGUGAAUUUGGCGGCUUUGAGAGUUGGAAUCGUGGCUUCGUGUGUUGGAUCUGUUUUGGGAUGUGGGUUCUUGACGAUGGCUUUAGUGGAUCUUGUUCAGGUCAAGCUUGGGCCUUUGGAAUGUAUGAAAAGCUUUAACACGCUUGCAGCUAUUGUUCCUCUUGUUGUGCUUGUUCCUUCUGCACUUCUUAUCUAUGUCUUACUUGUUCUUUACGCUUUCAUUUAUUAGCACUUUAUUGAUAUUUUCUACAACA
Molecule: messenger RNA, 1261 nt
Organism: Brassica rapa (field mustard)
Lineage: Eukaryota; Viridiplantae; Streptophyta; Magnoliopsida; Brassicales; Brassicaceae
Source: RefSeq, a predicted model, not a curated record